Molecule: messenger RNA, 1724 nt
Organism: Ornithorhynchus anatinus (platypus)
Lineage: Eukaryota; Metazoa; Chordata; Mammalia; Monotremata; Ornithorhynchidae
Gene: OXNAD1
Product: oxidoreductase NAD binding domain containing 1
Exons: 8
Coding region: 343-1308 (321 amino acids)
Cellular component (GO): mitochondrion
Molecular function (GO): oxidoreductase activity
Source: RefSeq, a predicted model, not a curated record
UCCCCCCCCGGGGGACGGCGGCCGCCCGACCCCCGGCGAUACCUUGCUGAUAAGGAAGUUGUCCCCGCAGGGGCAGGGGUACGAGUAGGUCUCCGUCUCUUCGUCGUACUCGAAGUCCUCGAUCUCCACCUCGUCGUGGAAGACCGCCAUGGCCGGCGGGCCCCGCUUCCGCUCCCCGGCCCCGGAAGUUCACGGAGGGCGUUGCCGUGGAGACCGAGGCGGAGCCCCGCCCUUUGCCCGGCGGCCGCGGGGAGGCGCUGUCGGCGGCCCGGGGAGCGCACGUGCGGACGCGGGGCUCGGGCCAGGGACCCGCCGAGCGGACGACUUUUGCUGACAAGUGCCAUGGCCCACGCUGCUCUUUUUGGGGCUGUUGGGUCUCUUAACCUCCUGAGAGGCUCUGCCGGAUGCCUCGUUAGCCUCAUCAUCCCGGCUGCUGCGUCAUCGACACCCCGGAGGCCAUCAGCUGGGAACUACUGCACGGUGACACGCACAAUGAAAUCUGGAAGGAAAACUGAUCACAUGGAGAGAACGGCCAACGUAAUUCGACAGGAGGUUGUUUCUCCAGCCAGAGUAUGUGGGACUUCCAAUGAGUCCACUAAAGUUAAAAGGCUUCGGUUGCUUGUGGCCAAUAAGGAUUUUACUUUUAAAGCUGGCCAGUGGGUCGAUUUUUUUAUUCCUGGAGUCUCCAAAGUUGGCGGGUUCUCAAUUUGUUCAAGCCCCAGCUUGCUGGAACAAGAAAGGAUAGUAGAAUUGGCAGUGAAAUAUACUGACCAUCCUCCCGCUCAAUGGGUUCACACCCAGUGUACCCUUGACUCUGAAGUGGCUUUGAGAGUGGGUGGAGAGUUCUUCUUUGAUCCUCAACCGGCGGACUCCCCCGUAAACCUCAUAUUGAUAGCUGGGGGCGUAGGGGUGAACCCUCUGCUUUCCAUCCUGCUGCAUGUAGCUGAUCUCCAUAGACACCGAGAGUGCAAAGGAAGUGGGUAUGAGAUGGGGUCGGUGAAGCUGUACUACAGUGCUAAAGACACGAAUGAGCUGCUAUUUAAGAAAAAUAUCCUCAAUUUGACAAAUGAAUUUCCUGGGAAGAUUGCAUGCAGUCUCCAUGUCACACAGCAGUCUGCUCAAAUUAGUGAAGACCUCCAACCAUACAUCACCCGGGGAAGGAUAUCUGCAAAGGACAUAGGCAAGCACGUGGCUGAAGACACUAGGUUUUACAUCUGCGGCCCCCCACCGAUGAUAGAACAUUUCUCCAAGCAAUUAGAAAACCGUCACGUCCCCAAGGAACACAUUCACUUUGAGAAAUGGUGGUAGCGGCAGCGGGUUCGAAGAAGAGGAGGAUUGAAGUUGACUCUGGACAGCCCUAGAUCCACAUUAUCUACGGUAAGAAGGCUGGCGAUUACCGUUCGAGUCUUCUUGAUCAGCAUUGAACUGAGUGUUGAUGGAUGAGAAACCUACUCCUGAAUGGUUUGGAUGAUGACAAAUCAUAACUCAGACUUUAUGUGAUUUCAUGAUUUUUAUAAUGCCGGCGAGACUUUCUUCAUAAUUCCUCACUUAUCAGGCACCUGGGUGGGUCAUUAUAGAUAAUCUUCCUGGGGGCAAGUGUGGGGAGCCAGUCUUGUUGAAAGAUCUGAACUCUCUUGUUUUUGUGUGUGAAAUGCAGACCAUAAGUUAUACUUGAGAGCAACCAGUAGAAUUUAUGUGAAAUAAAAUGACAUUUUAACCUGACA